AUGUCCUCCGAACCCCCAACCAUCCUCUCAACUCCCCAAACCCCCGAAGAAGAGAAAAACAUAACCACCGCAAAAACCUACAUGUCAAUCGCCUACUCCCCCACCCACAACACCGGCGCCCCCUCCGUCUCCCACCUCUGCCACCCAGACUCCCACUUCUACUCCCCCUCCACCUUCCCCGGCUGCACCACCCCCAUGGACUACGCCGAGUCGCACGCGCACGUGAUGGCCUCCGUCAGCGAUCUGAAAAUCGUGCGGUACGACCAAGCCUGGGCGAAAGACGGACAUGUAUUGCUACGGUAUACGGCGGAAGGAUCGCAUUGCGGAGCUCCUUAUAAAGGGAUUGAGAGGAGUGAGCCGCCGAGGAGGGCGCGGUGGAGUGCGGCGGCGAUUUUUGAGAUUGAGGGGGGUAGGGUUAGGAGUUUCGUUAAGGAUUGGGAUCAGAAGGUUAUGCAGAUACAGUUAGGCUGGGCGCCUGUGAAGGAGAGUCAGGAUCCGAGGUGGAAUAGGGAGAUUUUGGCGGAUCCGGAGAGGGCUAGGAAGGCGAAGUGA
Messenger RNA from Aspergillus glaucus CBS 516.65, 552 nucleotides. RefSeq lists its product as uncharacterized. NCBI's taxonomy places the organism in Eukaryota, Fungi, Ascomycota, Eurotiomycetes, Eurotiales, Aspergillaceae. The coding region runs from base 1 to 552 and encodes 183 amino acids. The transcript has 3 exons. The record is from RefSeq and is a predicted model, not a curated record.